AUGUCGACAUUGUCUCUUCCCAAUGACGCCUCAGCAACAGUGGACUGGCCUGGUCGCUAUUAUCAUAUUGAUCAGAUCCUCAACACUCCAGGCCCUCGUACCGACCCCGCUUUCCUGGCUGGCGACGGGGUCAAGGGUUUCCUUCGAAAUGAGGCAAAGAUCCUGGUUAUCGGCGCUGGCGGUCUCGGUUGCGAGAUUCUAGCCAACCUCGCUUUGACUGGAUUCAAAGACAUCCACGUUAUAGACAUGGACACGAUCGACAUCAGCAACCUCAAUCGUCAAUUCUUGUUCAGGCCUAAGGAUGUUGGUCAACCCAAAGCCACGGUGGCGGCCGAAUUUAUUAUGAAACGCGUCCCAGGAGUCAAAGUCACUCCCUAUUUUGGAAAAAUUCAGGAUAAAGAUGAUGAUUAUUACAUGCAAUUCAACCUCGUCAUCUGCGGUCUCGAUUCUGUAGAAGCCAGGCGCUGGAUGAAUGCAACGCUGGUCAAUCUAGUUGAUCCAGAGAACCCAGAGAGUCUCAAGCCAAUGAUUGAUGGAGGAACCGAGGGAUUCAAGGGUCAAGCACGCGUCAUCCUCCCAACUAUCACAUCUUGUUAUGAAUGCUCCCUUGACAUGCUCAACAAGCCUACCGCUUUUCCUAUCUGCACGAUCGCAAAUACACCUCGUCUCCCAGAGCAUUGCAUCGAAUGGGCAUCAGUUCUGGAAUGGCCCCGGGUCCAUGGAGAUAAGAAGAUGGACACGGAUGAUCCGGAGCACAUUGGAUGGCUUUACAAGGUAGCGGCAGCUCGGGCACAGGAUUUCAAGAUUGAGGGCGUUACGUGGUCACUCACACAAGGAGUGGUGAAGAACAUCAUUCCGGCCAUAGCCUCAACAAACGCUAUCAUUGCAGCGGCCUGUUGUAACGAAGCCUUCAAGAUUGCAACGAGUUCGGCUGCCUAUCUAAAUAAUUAUUUCAUGCUCAUUGGAACGGACGGAGUGUAUUCAUACACUUUUGAGCACGAGCGACGUCUUGAUUGCCCCGUCUGCGGCGGUGAAGCCCUAGAAAUCGUCAUUGCACCCGAUUUUACAGUCGAGCAGAUGAUUGAAAUGUUGGUAGAGAAACAGGACAUUCAAAUUAAAAAACCAUCCCUGUCGACGCCAACAAAACAAAUAUACCUGCAGGCCCCACCACAGCUCGAAGAAGCUACACGGCCAAACCUUGAAAAGAAAGUUUCAGAACUCGUGCCUCCCGGAGGAGAGAUCACAGUCACCGCGUCAACCCUACCUUUUAGCCUGUCGCUCCGUGUUACAUACUCUCUAUAA
Molecule: messenger RNA, 1302 nt
Organism: Laccaria bicolor S238N-H82
Lineage: Eukaryota; Fungi; Basidiomycota; Agaricomycetes; Agaricales; Hydnangiaceae
Exons: 8
Coding region: 1-1302 (433 amino acids)
Biological process (GO): protein neddylation
Cellular component (GO): cytoplasm; nucleus
Molecular function (GO): NEDD8 activating enzyme activity
Source: RefSeq, a predicted model, not a curated record